Cyphellophora attinorum is the source of this 1569-nucleotide messenger RNA. Its product is annotated as Lactose permease. Gene Ontology annotation, molecular function: carbohydrate:proton symporter activity. The coding region runs from base 1 to 1569 and encodes 522 amino acids. NCBI's taxonomy places the organism in Eukaryota, Fungi, Ascomycota, Eurotiomycetes, Chaetothyriales, Cyphellophoraceae. The transcript is spliced from 6 exons. The record is from RefSeq and is a predicted model, not a curated record. Gene Ontology annotation, cellular component: membrane. Gene Ontology annotation, biological process: transmembrane transport; carbohydrate transport.
AUGUCACGGGCCGUCGCCAGCAAGGAUAUCGACGCGAAGGAGGUCGCGACCUCUUCGGAGAUCCAGCGCCUGCUGGAACAGGAUACCACGCCAUGGUAUCGGAAGAAGAAUCUCCGGAUGUUGUAUGCGUUCCUUGUGCCGUCUGCCAUGGGCGUUGAGAUGACGAGUGGGUACGACGGAAGCGUACUCAACGGCCUGCAGGCUGUGGACAAGUGGCAAGAACAUUUCAACAACCCCCAUGGGUCGCUGCUCGGCAUAGUCACUGCGUCUUUCAACUUCGGUGCUGUCGCUGGUAUCCCCUUGAUACCUUACGUCAACGAUCGUUUCGGACGUAAGUUCUGUAUCGUUCUGGGGUCGAUCUUUAUCAGUAUUGGUGUCAUCCUACAGACACUCGCGAUCAAUGUCGGCAUGCUCAUCGCCAGCCGCUUUAUCAUGGGCAUGGGUCUCCCAUACGCAGUUUCGGGUGCAUCGCAACUAAUCGCUGAGCUGUCGUACCCUCGCGAGCGAGCUAUCGUGAUCGGCUUGUUCAAUGAGAGCUGGUAUGCUGGUGCAAUUCUGGCCGCGGGCGUCACACUUGGAACGUUCGAAUGGACAAAUCACUGGAGCUGGCGCCUCCCAACACUAUUCCAGAUCCUCCCGUCCAGUCUACAGCUCAUCUUCAUCUGGUUCGUUCCAGAAUCUCCGCGAUGGCUAAUGAGUCGAGACCGCCAUGAAGAAGCUCUCGCGAUCCUCAUCAAGUACCAUGCCGAGGGUGACGCCGCCUCGCCCUUCGUUGCUGCCGAGUACCAUCAGAUUCGGGAGACUAUUCGUCUAGAGCAGGAGGCUUCCAGGUCGCCAUGGAAGGAGCUUCUCACGAACUCGGUCAAUCGGCGUCGUGUUCUGAUCGCUGCUUGUGUUGGGUUGUUCGCCCAAUGGGCUGGUAAUGGCCUUGUCUCCUACUACCUAGCCCGCGUUCUCAAAUCAAUCGGCAUCACCGACCGGCGCACCCAAAACCAGCUCAACCUCGGCCUGAUGUGCUGGAACUUGGUCACCGGCGUCAGCGGAUCUUUCGCUCAAGGAUACAUGCCACGCCGCAAGCAGUUCCUCACAGGCUACGGCGGCAUGUGUCUGAUCUUCUCGUGCUGGACGGCCGCCUCGGCCACCUAUGCCAAGGACAACACCAACACCGCUGCUGGGAGAGCGGUCGUGGCGCUGAUCUUCAUCUAUUAUGCGUUCUAUAAUUUGAUGAUGCCACUUGCUUACUGCUACAUAACCGAAGUCUUCCCCUACAUGCACCGCAGCAAAGGCGUCGCCAUCAUGCAGCUCUUCUCCCGCGCCGGCUCCGCCUUCAACCAGUUCGUCAACCCGAUCGGCCUGGACUCCCUGGCGUGGAAGUUCUACCUGGUCUACGUCGUCUGGUUGGCAGUGGAGACGACAGUCAUCUUCUUGUUGUACCCGGAGACAAAGGGCCCGAGUCUGGAGGAGGUGGCGAUGGUGAUGGAUCGCGAUGCUAAGGUUGAGAAGGUUGAGAGGGGCGCUAUGGAGAAGAACUUGGCGAGGGGUGAGGCGGAGGAGGUUGAGAAGGCUUGA